Molecule: messenger RNA, 4021 nt
Organism: Lethenteron reissneri (Far Eastern brook lamprey)
Lineage: Eukaryota; Metazoa; Chordata; Hyperoartia; Petromyzontiformes; Petromyzontidae
Product: beta-1,3-galactosyl-O-glycosyl-glycoprotein beta-1,6-N-acetylglucosaminyltransferase-like
Cellular component (GO): membrane
Molecular function (GO): acetylglucosaminyltransferase activity
Source: RefSeq, a predicted model, not a curated record
CCCCGAGAUGACUUGUACACGUGUCCUGCUGGCGGCAUCGGCCACUCCUCACGCGACCCGUCCGACUCCGCGCCAGUGCUUCUCUGGCACCCCCCGGUCUACACCUGGGACACGAAACCUUUCCACACCCGAGGAGCCGGCAGAAUCCGCGCGUCGAUUCAAGCCACCGCCAUGGUGUGGACCACCUGCACGUGCAAGGUCACCCUGAUGUCCAUCUUCCUCGUCGGCUCCGUCCUCGUCAUCUGCCUCAACCAGGAGGUGUUCGAGAUCGCCAUAACCAAGCGCGGGGAAAACUUUGACUUUAGGGAGGACCCGCGAUUUCACGUCGACUGUCCCGCCAUCAUCGGCGGCGACGAGGAGACGUGGGCCGAGGCAUCGCUUCUGACGAAGACCGUCGAGUUCAGGAGACGCUGGCGGCUCAACGAGAGCGAGUGCGUGAGGAUGACGCGCGACUGCGACGCGUUCAAGCGCGACAGGAGGUACGUGACGGUGCCGCUGAGCGAGGAGGAGGCGGCCUUCCCCAUCGCCUACUCCGUGGUGGCCCACCACCGCGUGGACAUGCUGGAGCGGCUGCUGCGCGCCAUCUACGCGCCGCAGAACGUCUACUGCCUCCACGUGGACCAGAAGUCGCCGCCGCCCUACCAGGAGGCGGUGCGUGCUCUCGCCGCGUGCUUCCCCAACGUCUUCCUGGCCAGCCGGCAGGAGCGGGUGGUCUACACCUCCUGGUUGCGCGUGCAGGCCGACCUCAACUGCAUGCGGGACCUCGUGGCGGCGCCGCAGCCCUGGAAGUAUUUCAUCAACCUGUGCGGCCUCGACUUCCCCAUUAAAACCAACCUGGAGAUGGUGCGAGCGCUGCGCGCCCUCAACGGCGAGAACAGCAUGGAGUCCAUGCACACUCCCGGCGGCAAGGUGGGCCGGUGGCAGAUACGCCACGAGAUCGUGAACGACGGCCUGCGCUCCACGGGCGAGAAGAAGUCCCCUCCGCCCAUCCCCACGCCCAUGUUCUCCGGGAACGCGUACAUCGUGGUGACGCGCGCCUUCGUGGAGCACGUGCUGAGCGACCCCACGGUGCAGGUGCUCAUCGAGUGGGAGAAGGACACGUUCAGCCCCGACGAGCACCUGUGGGCGACGCUGCAGCGCCUGCCCGGGGUGCCCGGCUCCUCGCCGCCGCACGACAAGUACGACGUGGAGGACAUGAUGGCCAUCGCGCGCCUCGUGCGGUGGUCCUACAUGGAGGGCGACACGCUGCAAGGGGCCGCCUACCCGCCCUGCCGCGGCACCCACAUGCGAGCCAUCUGCAUCAACAGCGCCAAGGACCUGGCGUGGGUGCUCAAGCAGCGGCAUCUGUUCGUCAACAAGCUGGACUCGGACGUGGACGAGCUGGCCGUGCACUGCCUGGAACGGCACCUGAGGCGCAAGGCGUUGCGCCAGGUGUUCUCGCCCUCUGGCCUGCUCGGGACUCUGUCCGGCACGUGGCGGGGCCCUUGAGCGGCCAUCCCUCCCCUCCCGCGUGCCCCGGCCCCUGUGAGUGGCGAGGUCGCUCGAUCUCAACUCGGUUUAACUCGCCGCGCUCGACGAGGCGAUAGGUCAUCGUCGUCCUCGUUUGCGCCCGUGACGUUCGCGGCCUUUUUACCUCGUCGUGCAAUCGAAUUCCUCGAAUUCGCGUCUGGCUGUAGUCGAUUGUGAUUAACUGCGUAGUCCCUAACGAUAGCGCACAUGUUUAAUGAGCCAAACUAUCAGCAGACGAAGUAAACAAGUAUAACCCGUAAAAACAAAGUUUUUCACUAUAAAUCCUUUAUAUGCGUGGCGGCUAGAGUCCUCUCGUCCUCUGGCUUGAGAUGGCUGCCACCUAUGGGUCAGAUGAUUGCAUGGCAGCAUUAAGCAAUUGGUAAUUAAAUAUAUAUAUAUUUUUGUCCUAAAAAGUGUCAAAUUUAGGAAAAAAAAUUUCACGAACAUUAAUUGUCACGCACAACGAGUCUGUGGAAAAUGUCAGCUCGAUUGGAUCACGGGAAGUGGGUUAAAAAAAACGACCGAAAGAUUUGCACGGUCCUAAGCAAGCAAGCAAGUGAACUUAAUAUAAAGGAUUUAAAAUGACAUCGUUGUGGAUGAUGUAAAUAAAUAAUGACGAAAGCCGAUUACGUCUCCUUCCCACCGCAGGUCUCUGCGCAUGGACAAUAGUGGUGGUGGUGGUCUCACGAUCCGGCGUUGAUCCGGUUACGACGUCGUGUUUCGUAAGCAGAGUCCGGCUUAAUUGCAUCAUUGAAUGCGGUUCUUUUAUCGUUCACGCGGAGAGACGGAUUUGGAAAGGAGACAUUGUUUUACCGACUCGGUUACAGAAUGUGUCGCCGUGGUGAGAGUGGGAGGGGUAGUGCACAUCUUUCCAGAUAGACAAUCGCCCGAUGAGGUUUGGCGAAUGACUCCAGUUAAUUCGCUCACGAGGUGCACGGUCGUUUGUCGAGGGUUGGUGUUCAAGUUGCUCCUAUGCAAGCGCCUCCAUGUUCAGGCUGCGAUUCGCCACGGGAGGUCUCACGAGUUUUAAACUUUGUCAUUACGAUUUCGGUAGUUUACCCAGGAAAGCUUCACAAACUGUCACCACUUGUUUUCAGGUGGGUCAUGUCAAGUAUUCACAGGAGGACGGCACUUGCUGCUGCUGCCGUCUGCGAUCCCAAUUGUGUAAUAGGAAAGGUAAGUUGUAAGCAUUGUGAUCUUUUGGCCCCUACCAGGUACGUUGUGGUGUUAUUUGGGUGUUCUGGCUACGGGAGGAAACCUAUUCAGAGCAGGGUGGAGAACAAACACAGGCGACCGAAGGUGGAAAUUGAACCCAGCGAGGCCCAUUCUUGCUGGGAGGAGGCACGAGUGUGACUACUGCCCCCACCUUGUUCCAGCAGCAGCAUCAUUAACCGUGAUCAAGCCACUUCUGGAUGACAGUCCACCCCAAGCCGUCGCCAUCUCACAGGACCCGAGGAUGUAGCAUUACGCUUCCCGAAUCGCCCUCGCACAUUGAAGAGCACUUGGUCACCAUGUGUGACGUCACAGCGGCGUGAAGGCCACGAUUACACGAGACGGACUCGAUGCGUCAAUCUAUUGGUCUGGAAAACCCACAAAAUGCAUUUUUUUGCGCGUGGAGACGGAACGGAGCUCUGCACGUAAGCUCAUGAAUGGUUAAUUAUUUUCUCUCAGCGGUCAAGGACCAGAGCGAUUUACUACUCGAAUGAGCAUCGAGGCGGUGCACCUCUGCCGUUCCAAGCUUUGAACCAGUGGUGUAAGUGCCAAAUUGCUUUGGGGGCGGGGGUGAAUCUAUAAAUACGGGCAGUCACUUUUGACUUCCCCGCAAAAUGCUACUAAUUUUAUUGACUCCGGACCAUGAGGAUGAUGGGCUGAGCAUGAUGAGCUUUUUUUUUCCAUCUCUAUUGAAUCUCAAAGUGGUGUCAGACAGUCCGCGACACGCAGGCUGACUGCGUGUCCCUCGACACGCAGACUGACUGCGUGUCCUUCGACACGCUGUCUGCGUGCGCGCGCGCUGUUACCCACAGAAAAUGAGUCCGUCUGGGGAGCAGUCGUCUUGCAGUGGUUAUCGCAUUUCGCUUUCGAUUCCCGCUCGCCACCAAUAACAGUGGAACAUUUGAGCCGGUCCUCGGCCUCCAAAAGGUCGACUCGGCCUUAAUUGAGUACCUGAUGGGAUGUGAAUACAUCUUGGGGAGACAAAGGCGACCGGGCGCAGUGCUGGCCACCCACUAUCUCUUGUUCCGUGCUGACCUUCAUAUAAGUUCUCGCUAACACCACUUGCACCAAUUUACUAUUAAAGACUAUCCGGGGGAUCUUUGUCUUUGCUGUUAACUCACCCCGCGUGUGGUUAGGCGGACGGCCUGACGGGUUGCUCCGAUGCUGUGAACGCGGCUAUUGACCGUCCACUCGCGGUGCGUGUGAACACAGAUUCAUGUGCAUUGAACUGCGUCGUCUGUUUUGAGAUUCGCCGCGCACGGUAGAAUCUGAAGUAAAGUUGUCGUGAAUGUGAAAAUCA